AUGGACUCGAACGAUGAGUACGAUUUCACAGUCUUCACUAGCGAUGCAUCCCACUCCCAUAGUUCAGACACUUUUUUCGAGGCAAAAAAGUUCAAGAGGACAGGCAGCGAUGACUUAGCCAGCCAUUUAGUUUCUCGCAUUGAUCAGGCUGAAGCCCUCGGGCAGUCACUUCUCACCAUUAUCCAGCUACAUGAUUAUACGCGAGCAGUUAUCACAGUAUUGGAGAGUGCAAUUACUGGUUUUCCUCCUGAUCUUCUUCAGAAUGUCGUCUAUAGCGCAUCGACUGGCCAAAGAGUUUGUAUGAUUCCAAGAGCCCGCAAGGAUUCCUCAGAUAUUCGAUUCCUCAUCAACUAUCCAUUGGCCACCCUCAAUGAGCGUGCUCUUGUUGGAUUUUUACCUCUGGGAGCUUGGAUUUGCCCCUCUUCAGUGGUCAGGGGCUCCGCAGGACACAGAACCACGAUUUUCUUAAUUUGUACAGACCAGGGAGUGCCUGGACUUGUGGCCUCGCACUUCGCCUCAUACCCGACACAAAUCCAGUAUGCAAGGUGGUUGCGACUACAAAAGCAGCCCUUAUGGAUCUUCGCCGAUUUACUUCAUGUUUUUGGUGACUGGAGCCAAGUCUGGAACGUGACCAAGGGAAAACUAAUCAUAUAUCACCAUGACAUUCACACAUAUCCCCUAACGCGUCCUUUACUCGAUUUGACCCGAGGACUUCACGAAGAAGCCGCCAAGGUCUUGUCGGUGCGCGAGCAGCUUCGGGUUCAUGCUAGCGCACUUACCCGUUUCCUUCAUCUCGAGCAGGUGAAGGGACUCCAUGAGCUUGCAGAGCGGGUGCAAGAGCAUUUUGACGACAUCAACUAUCACGAGGAAACUUCCCAAGUCAUCCUCCGGCAACUUGACAACAUGAUGAGCCUGGCUUUUAACAUCGAAACAAUGACUCAAGGUCAAGCUGUCGCUCGAUUGAACGUGCUCGCAUUUGCCUUUCUUCCAAUUUCCUGGGUGGCGAGUAUUUUUGGAAUGACUCAAUUCUCCAUCUCGGCUGCCUGGUAUCCUUUGUGGGCCUGCCUUGCCUUACUGGUCGUUUUCCUCGUGCCCUUUGCUCUCCCCAUGCGUGGGAUCUAUACCUAUGUGCUUGGUCUCUCCACCAUGCGUUGGUCGUAUAGGAAGACCUCAGGAUCGGCCUCGAUGAUCAAUGUGAAUGAUUCGCUUUCUACACCCUCGGAAGUCAUUCACGCCAAAAUAGAAGGCCCGGAAGAAACGCCAUCGUAUCCCCCCUUUCUGGUAAAUAGAAUCGGUGGAGCCGAGCAACCUCAUACCUCUGCUGCUUUACAGGACAGCUCUUUGCUCAAGCACAAUCCCGCGCAGCGUGCAGGGCGCUCAUUGCUGCAAUAUACACCAAUUUUUGCGCCCCUGGAUACAUCAGUGAGAUCUUCCAUGACUCCAGAGGCCAAGCUGUCUGUGGGAUUGUCUGGCCAUGGGGGGAGGGCGCCGAAAACAUUCGAGAUAGAGGCAUCCCCACAGUCCUGCUCAAACAGCCUGAUGACGCCAUCAUCGCCAGUAAAGGGGACUGAUGAAAAGAUCUCGGAUCUCGAAGGCCAGAUAUCUAGUUCCUAA
Messenger RNA from Aspergillus luchuensis, 1614 nucleotides. RefSeq lists its product as uncharacterized. Gene Ontology annotation, biological process: metal ion transport; transmembrane transport. Gene Ontology annotation, cellular component: membrane. The coding region runs from base 1 to 1614 and encodes 537 amino acids. The transcript is spliced from 5 exons. Lineage: Eukaryota; Fungi; Ascomycota; Eurotiomycetes; Eurotiales; Aspergillaceae. The record is from RefSeq and is a predicted model, not a curated record. Gene Ontology annotation, molecular function: metal ion transmembrane transporter activity.